CUGCAUUCUCGUGACGUCUAUUUUAUCCGACGCAGAUUCAGUUCGUGCCUGGAGGAUUGGAUCAGAUAUUAAAAACACACCUGCGGAGGAUGAACUUAAAACCUGGCUGGCUGCUGCUUCUAACCAUCUCUGCUGGCGUCUGGUCAGUGCCCAUAGAGCGCAAUGGAGGCAACCAGGAGCCUAAAGAGGAAGUGCCAGAGGAGAGCAUGGACACUGGCCUGUACUAUGACAGGUAUCUCAGAGAGGUGAUUGAGGUUUUGGAGACAGACCCUCACUUCAGGGAGAAACUGCAGACAGCGAACACAGAGGACAUCAAGAAUGGGCGUCUCAGUAAAGAGCUGGACCUGGUCAGUCACCACGUCAGGACUCGGCUGGAUGAGCUCAAGCGUCAGGAGGUUUCUCGUCUCAGGAUGCUGCUGAAAGCCAAACUGGACAGCACCAACACUCAGAGCCUUCAGAUGGACCACGCCUCGCUGCUGAAGCAGUUUGAACAUCUGGAUCCACACAAUCAAAACACCUUUGAAGCCAAAGACCUUGAGCUGCUGAUCUCAACGGCCACCAAGGACCUGGAGAACUACGAUGCCGAGCGACACGAGGAGUUCAAACGCUACGAGAUGCUGAAGGAGCACGAGAGGCGGGAGUACCUGAAGGGGCUGGACCAGGAGAAGAGGGAGAAAGAGGAGAAGAGAAUGCAGGAGCUGAAGGACAAACACCGCCAGCACCCCAAAGUCAAUGCUCCGGGUAGUGUCGCUCAGCUUCGUGAAGUUUGGGAGGAGACAGACGGGCUGGAUCCUCAGGAGUUCAACCCCAAAACCUUCUUUAAACUGCAUGAUACAAAUGAAGAUGGUGUUUUAGAUGAGCAGGAAUUGGAGGCUCUCUUCACAAAAGAGCUGGAGAAGGUCUACGACCCGAAGAACGAGGAGGACGAUAUGAUGGAGAUGGAGGAAGAAAGGCUGAGGAUGAGGGAGCAUGUCAUGAAAAACGUGGAUACAAAUAAAGACCGGCUCGUCAGCCUGGAGGAGUUCCUCAAAUCCACUGAGAAGAAGGAGUUCAAUAAUCCCAAAGAGUGGGAGACUCUGGAUACCAAGCCGAUGUACACAGAGGAGGAGCUCCAGCGAUUUGAGGCUGAGCUCAGGGAUAAAGAGGAGGAGCUGAAGAGGAGGGCAGAGACUCUGCGUCAGGAGCAGGAGCUGCUGAAGGAGAGAGGCAAAGCCCUGGAGGCCCAGAGGAGAGAAUACCAGCAGGCAGUACUAGAAAUGUCUCAGAGACAGAAAGAACAGCCGGCAGCAGAUGGGCAGCCUCCUGCGGGUCCUAAUGGAGAACUCCAGUUUCAAGCACAGACACAAAAGCCUGAAGACACAGAGGCAAAAGCUCCAGCUGAACAUGAACCUGAAGUCCAGCAGAAUAAUCUGCCCGCAGAGCCUCCACAGAAUCUGCCUAUACACACUUAAUGCACUCGGACAGCCUUAACACACAUACACACACGCAGCACGCACGCACACACACACACACACACACACACACACACACACACACAUUUGGAGUUGCACUGACACAGAUAUCCAGAUGGGUUCUGCAAACUGAAUUAUGUGAAUACUGUGUGUAUAAAAUCCGACAGACCGGCUUGUUUAUCAUGACGUAUUGUACUGUGUGCUCAUUUCUGUGGUCUACAUUAGAUUAAAGAUCUCAAAACAGCAGAUAUUAGUACAUGUAUUCUCAGAAAAUCUUCAGUUUCAGUGAAACUGUCAUUCAUGCAGGGUCUUCAGUGUCAAAUCACAAACAUCCUCAAAUAAAGUCCUUAUUUAAAACCUCUAAA
This is a messenger RNA of Stegastes partitus (bicolor damselfish), 1816 nucleotides long. RefSeq names its product nucleobindin 1 (gene nucb1). The record is from RefSeq and is a predicted model, not a curated record. The coding region runs from base 90 to 1451 and encodes 453 amino acids. Gene Ontology annotation, cellular component: endoplasmic reticulum-Golgi intermediate compartment; extracellular exosome. The transcript has 13 exons. Gene Ontology annotation, molecular function: calcium ion binding. Lineage: Eukaryota; Metazoa; Chordata; Actinopteri; Pomacentridae.